Molecule: messenger RNA, 894 nt
Organism: Drosophila arizonae
Lineage: Eukaryota; Metazoa; Arthropoda; Insecta; Diptera; Drosophilidae
Product: caspase drICE pseudogene
Source: RefSeq, a predicted model, not a curated record
GCGAUAAAAUAAAAUAUGUGUGAUCAAGAUAAAUCAAAUUCAGGAACUAAAGAGGAACAAAUAACUUCUGAUUCAUCUAAUGAAUUCCUCGAUGGAGCCUGCUUCUCUGUGGAACCCACGAAAUAUCAUUCUACGAGCAGCAACGUUGCCGUUAUGGUUACUCAUCGAUAUGCAUUCGAAUAUAAAAUGUCUCAUCCGCAUCGCGGGCUGGCAAUGAUCUUCAGCCAUGAGCACUUCAAUAAGAAACGUCUGUCAUUACGACCCGAAUCAGUUAUCGACAGCGAAAAUUUAAGUCGUGUGCUCAAAAAAUUGGGUUUCGAUGUACGGAUUUACAAAGACCUGUGUCACAAGGAACUAAAGGAAACACUAAAUAACGCUGUUGGCAUGGAUCAUUCGAAUAACGAUUGCAUUCUAGUCGCUCUGCUGACGCAUGGCAAAAACAAUAAGGUCUAUGCUCGUGAUCAUUCCUAUGAGUUGGAGCACAUUUGGGAAGCCUUCGCAGCUGACAAGUGCCUCACACUAGCGGGCAAACCGAAGAUAAUUAUUGUCCAGGCCUGUCGAGGCAAUCUGAGAGAUCCAGGCUAUUCCGUUCAUUCCAAGGGACAUACGGAAACGGACGGUGAUUCGGAGAGCAGCUAUAGGAUACCAAGAUUCGCCGAUUUUUUAGUUGCCUUUUGCACAGUUCCUAAUUACAGAUCGUGGAGCAAUACCUUAAAGGGCAGCUGGUUUAUAUACAAUCUAUGCGAGGAGCUGGAAGCCAAUGCCCUUUCAAUGAAUAUGCUCAGUCUACUUACCUUUGUCUCCCAGCGCGUGGCCAAUUGUGAGAGUGACGAAACACAAGGAAAACAAAUAAGCUGCUGCAUGUCCACGCUGACACGGGUUUUGAAUUUCUAA